Photinus pyralis (common eastern firefly) is the source of this 4030-nucleotide messenger RNA. It is a transcript of the gene PAN2, whose product is annotated as PAN2-PAN3 deadenylation complex catalytic subunit PAN2. Gene Ontology annotation, cellular component: PAN complex; P-body. Lineage: Eukaryota; Metazoa; Arthropoda; Insecta; Coleoptera; Lampyridae. The transcript is spliced from 16 exons. Gene Ontology annotation, biological process: mRNA processing; nuclear-transcribed mRNA poly(A) tail shortening. Bases 139 to 3825 code for a protein of 1228 amino acids. Gene Ontology annotation, molecular function: nucleic acid binding; protein binding; poly(A)-specific ribonuclease activity. The record is from RefSeq and is a predicted model, not a curated record.
AGGUGCAAGAGACACCGAAAUAAAUCAGGUGAUUUUUGAGGUUAUGACGUAUGUUUUUUUGUUGUGUAACACGUUUUUGUUUACGAUAAUUUUGUCAAAUAAAGACAGGAAUGAUUUAAUUUUAAAUAAUCGCAAAUAAUGUAUUUCGAUCAGUCGGGCCUGGCAGUUGUCGGGAAUGCGGAAACUUCGGAAAUCGGCAUGGAAAGCGAGUAUAUACAAACGCAGUGCGUUUUGGCCGACGGCGGCGAUAGGUUCGGUGUCUGCGCCUUGGCUUUCGAUCCGAACGAGGAACUAUUAUGGAUGGGAAAUCAAGGGGGGCACGUUACGUCGUAUUACGGGGGCGCGAUGCAGAAGUAUACGUCGUUUCAGGUUCACGCGACUCAAGAUAUACGACAUAUUUUGCCUAUCGACGAGGGCUUACUGAUUUUAACCGCUGGAAUGCUUCGUUGCCAAAUUCGGAGAGGGAUACCUGUGUUUACUCAUACGUCGCCCAAUUUAACCGAGAUGCAGUGCAUGUUGCAGUUAUCGCCUUCUCGGUUUCUUCUGGCAGGCCACCAGGAUAAGAUGAUCGAUUUUAAUAUUUCACUUUGCAAAGAGACCGCUUUGGUGGAUGUUGGGGAAUCGGGAUGUGUGAUGCUUCGAGGGCAUGGUAGAUUUGUUUGUGCAGGUGAUCCACUGGGACGGAUUGAUUUACGUGAUCCGAACACUUUGAAAGUUGAGCACACGUUGGAGACUCACAGUGGCAGUCUCAGUGAUUUUGAUGUGCAGGGAAAUUUGCUUGUUACCUGUGGAUUUAGUAGCAGGCAAGGAAACCUAUCAGUGGAUCGUUUUUUGAUGGUAUACGAUCUACGAAUGAUGCGAGCUGUUUCACCCAUACAAACAGUUUUGGAUCCCCUCUAUCUUCGUUUCCUACCGUCGCUUUCAUCGAGACUCGCCGUGGUGUCUGCGAUAGGUCAGGCGCAGCUUGUCGACACCGUCGCACUAUCCGAGCCCAGACUAUGUCUACUUCAGAUGGAGAACCCUGGUGCGAUGUGUCUUGCGUUCGACACGUGCUCGACAAGCCAAGCGCUGGCGUUUGGCGACAACGCCGGUUCGAUUCACCUGUUCUCCGCGACCAGUGAUCCGGUUUUCAACACCUACUCGCGCAUAACCGAGCACGCCGAUCCGGUUACUCACUUUCCCAGUUUCGCGAUCGACGAUUACGAAACGCCGCUUUCGAUCGUCCCACUGCCGAUCAUCAACACGGACAUGCCGCUCGCGUCCGACUGGCCCGAGCAUCUCAUGCAGAAGUGCUAUCGCAAGUCGCAACCGAUUGAUCCGGAAAUAUUGCGCGCGAUGAAGAUGCAGGGACCUAUCGGAUACGCUCCCAACCCCAAGGCGACUAGGCGUAAUCAAGUGGCGUACAAUUUAGAAACGAAUGGUUCUAGAACGUUGACCAAAAGCACCCAAGAAAAUCGGACCAUUAAGCAAUUGGCGGACGAAGGUGGUAACUUUGUGGCGAUACCGAAGCGAUAUCGAAAGGUCGAUUUAAAGUACACCAAACUAGGAAACGAGGAAAUGCAAUUCGAUCAGUUUAAUAAGACCUCGCUUCCGGGUUUGGAGGCAACUUUACCCAAUUCUUACUGCAAUACCAUGAUUCAGGUGCUGUACUAUACUGAGCCUUUACGCGCAUCGCUGCUGUCGCACUUGUGCAUAAAAGAGUUCUGUCUGUCGUGCGAGCUCGGUUUUUUGUUUCACAUGCUUUUAACUUCCCAAGGCACGCCCUGUCAGCCCGGAAACUUCCUUCGAGCCUUUCGAACUGUGCCCGAAGCAUCCGCGCUCGGCCUAAUCGUCAGCGAUCUCAAUCCCGAGGCGAAGCAAAAGUUGGAUCUAGGAGGACUUAUACAAAAUUGGAAUCGCUUCAUCUUGCACCAAAUGCACGUUGAGCUGCUCGAGACCAAGAAAAGAAAGGAGGAGAAUAAGACCAAUAAGAAACCUUUCAUUUACAAGGAAACCGAUUUUCCGACGAUCAUGGGUAGCCAAGGAAAGAGAACCACAGGUACACAAGAAAGCUGCACUCAGGGCAUUUUCACUCGCCUUUUUUUAGAUGUUACCAAAAUUGAAGAGGAAAAGCAAGAAGAAGAGAGCGAGAUCAGUCAACUUUUCGGCACUAAGCAGUUGCAGAUGAAUUGCUGCCUCAAAUGCGGAUUUGAGGUACGAAAGGAGACGUUUCUGCUGGCGUGUAACCUGAUCUACCCCACAAACGAACCGGAAAAGGACGAGUGGUCAUUUUGCGACAUUCUAAAGCGCUCACUGUGUCCACAGCAAACCACACCCGCCUGGUGCGACCAGUGUACUAAAUUCACCCCGACCUCCCAGGCCAGAAUUCUGCAAGCGCUUCCGAAACUUCUCUCCGUUAACACAGGCCUCCAUAAUCCACAGCACAAACAGUUCUGGCAAAACCAAAUGGAUAAGGUGGUGGCCAAGGUAAUCAACAAUGAGAGUGCACGCUCGACAACCCCCAACCUACUGGUGACCUCGUCGAAACCGUGCCGAUACGGCGACAACUGCUCCAGGCCCGGUUGUCGUUUCAGGCAUAGCUUCGACAAUGCGACCGUACCUCAAGCGCCUGUCAAUAACUUAUACUGCAGCAACAACUGGCUACCUCACCAAAUACGAAUUACGCUAAAAGGUCAAAAUCUGCUAAUCGCAAAUUUAGACCGCGAGAAAGAGCAAGCCCAAGGCGGCGGCGGGGACCAGAUUAAAACCGACAUUACAGAUUCCAGGGAGUACACCUUGACCGCCGUCGUCUGCUUCGUCAACGAUCAAAUCUCCUCCGAAAAGCAAAACCUGGUGGCGCUAAUCAAGGUGCCCGAAACGUAUCUCGCCGAUGGCAAGGACGCGAAGGUCGACGUUCAGCAGUGGUUUUUGUUUAACGAUUUUAGCAUCUAUCCGAUUCCGCCUCAGGAGGUGGUGUGGUUCAGUUUGGAUUGGAAGGUUCCGUGCGUCUUGUAUUAUUCGACUAAGGAGGUUACGGAUGUGCGUAGUGACAUCGUCUCCGGACUUACAAAGGACGUCUUCACUCAAGACCAGUGCAUCGCGCGAAGCGGAGGAACGCGCGGCGUCACGUUCACCCCGCUCGCGCAGUCCGAAAUGCCGAAACCCGGCGAGCUCGUCGCCAUGGACGCCGAAUUCGUGACGCUAAACCAGGAAGAGUCCGAGUUGCGCAGCGAUGGAAAAAUGUCGACGAUCAAACCGUCGCAAAUGUCCGUCGCGCGGAUAACGUGCAUACGCGGGUUAGUUUUAGCGCAACUUCGUCUUCCUCACUCACACCAGUUUUGCUUUAGGCAAGGUUCCUUGGAGGGCACCCCGUUCAUUGACGAUUACAUUUCGACGCAGGAACAGGUGGUCGACUACUUAACCAAGUUUUCGGGAAUCAAACCGGGAGAUUUAGACGCCAAUUUCAGUUCGAAGCAUCUGACGACAUUGAAGUCUACGUACACCAAGCUUCGUUUCUUGCAGGACAGUGGCGUCGUGUUCGUCGGUCACGGGCUGAAGAACGAUUUUCGCGUGAUUAAUCUCGUCGUUCCACCGGAGCAGGUGGUCGAUACAGUUUUUUUGUUUCACAUACCUCAUCACCGGAUGGUGUCUUUACGUUUCUUGGCUUGGCAUUUUUUAGGUAUGAAGAUCCAGUCGGAAACUCACGACUCAAUCGAAGAUGCGCGCGCAGCCUUACAGUUAUAUAGGCGUUAUAAAGCUUUAGAGGCAGACUCCAAAUUGGCAGAGGCGCUCAGCGAGCUAUACGAACGCGGAAAGUCCUUGAAUUGGAAGGUCCCGGCGGACUAACGCGUUUGUAAAUUAAUUUAUGUGAUAUCUUUUAAACAAGGUUUUUUAAAAUAUUGUAUUGUCUUUUUUAAUUUGUUUAUAUAGUGAGUAGUAAUUAAUGCUGCAUUUUGUCUUAUCAUUCCAGAUUUUAUUUUGAAUAUAUUUUUAUACAGGCAAAUUUGAUUGUGUUGUACCAUCUCAAUAAAUGCUGUAUUUUACUUAUUUA